Molecule: messenger RNA, 276 nt
Organism: Miscanthus lutarioriparius
Lineage: Eukaryota; Viridiplantae; Streptophyta; Magnoliopsida; Poales; Poaceae
Source: the annotation of a GenBank genome assembly
AUGAGAGCCGUCGCGGCUGCCGCCUCUCCCCCGCUCCGUACCCUCCUCCUCCUCUUCUCACCCCACCUCCCUGCACCAACCCCGCGCCCCCGGUCCCUGUUCUCCAUGAACCCUUCGUCGUCGUCCUCCUCCUCUAGCCGCUACCACUCCAGGGCCGCUGCCUUCGCUUCCCCGCAGCCGCGCGGCGGUGGCGGGAGGCGGCGCGGCGGUGGCGGCCGCGGAGGCGGAGACGGAGACGGGAGCGACCGCAUCGACGCCCUCGGCCGCCUCCUGUAG